This is a messenger RNA of Lathyrus oleraceus (garden pea), 1574 nucleotides long. RefSeq lists its product as uncharacterized. Lineage: Eukaryota; Viridiplantae; Streptophyta; Magnoliopsida; Fabales; Fabaceae. The annotation marks the transcript as partial. The record is from RefSeq and is a predicted model, not a curated record. The transcript is spliced from 3 exons.
AAUAGGUUGUAUUUUAAGCAUUUGGGGGCUGGGUUUUAUUGUGGUAUUCUGAAAAAAAUAGCUAAAACGGGGUCACUUUGUUGUGUGGCUUCACGGCCACAUGGAUCAAGUGCAGACAGUAGGGACUGGUCAUUGGGUUCGCAUGAGCCUUACUGGAGAACUAACACGAGCUAUUCACCACCUCCAUCGAGGUGGGAUUUUAGAUUCCAGUCUGAAGGGUUGCCUUAUAAUUUGAAUGAUCAGCUCUAUGACGGGUCUUCUACAUCAUCAGAUGGUAAAGAAAGUAUGACUUUGGUCAGAGGCAACCAUCUAUAUGAUCUUCACUAUUCCGUGUCAGAUGGAACUGGAAUUUUACUUAGCAGUUGUCCGUCUGACCUUUCUCAGGGUCCUCAGUGGGUGCCUCCAGCAAUACAAGAAAUAAGUAUUGAUGAUUAUGAGGCUGUGAUCAGAAAAGAUCCUCGUCCUUUAGGCCGGCUCUCUUUUACACCUGCCAAGGAGGGAACUUCCGAAAAUCCCAACAAUAGAGGCUCCACUUCAACCCAAUCAGAAAGUAGCGAGUCCGAGUCUACUACAAAUUCCCGAUUGUCCUCUCGGAGGAAUUUCUCUAAUCACCGUUCUUUCAUCUCUAAACCCAUUCAUCCUUUGUCAUUUCCAGACCUGACAACUACUAGGGAUGCCUUUGAUCCUGCUGCUCCAGAUUAUACACGGUUUGAUACUUCUAAUUCACUCAGAGGCAGCCGGCGCUCAAGUAAUGCCAGCAGUAGUCAGGAUUCUGUAGAUGUGACUGAGUCAUUUGAAUUAGAAACACAUUCUUAUCCAAAUACUCAUUCAGUUGGAUUUAGAUGCGGCCUGUGUGAAAAAUUUCUAUCGCAAAGAUCACCUUGGAGUUUGCGCCGUAUUGUGAGAAGCGGAGACAUGCCUGCAGCUGGGGUUCUUCCUUGUUGUCAUGUUUUUCAUGCUGAGUGUUUGGAGCAGACAACAUCAAAGGCAAGGAAAAUUGAACCGCUUUGCCCCGUGUGUGUCAAAUUAGAGGAGCAAUAUUCUCCUGAUCAACGAGUUGUUUUAAGAUCGAGGAGUGGUUUUCCUAAGUUUAACUCAGAAACUGAGGAUGGACCCUCAAGAACACGGGACUGUGCAGAGGAAGGCGAUUGUGUCGGAGGAGCUCUGCCUCUGCAUCCACCGCCACACAAUGCCAUGUUCCUACUAAAUCGAAACCGCAUCAUAAAAAACAUUUCUUUGAGGGGUAAUUUAAGCAAGGAAUUUCCAGGCAAGGUGAAGAAAACCGGUGUCUAUUCUUCACAGCUGUUUACUGGCAGCUCAGCUGAUAUGGAAGUUGGUGUUUACUCGAAGGCAAAAGCCGGUUCAAGUAUUGAAAGUUAAUAAAAUAAUUCUGAACACCCAUUCCUUGAACUUCAGAAGCUGACUUUCCCACGGUAGUUGAUCUAAAAUCUAUGAUAUUGAUUCCUAACCCGGUUAUGGUUUUGUAUAUUGAUUUGUUACACUUUUAUUAGAAGCCACACUUGGAACUUGAUAUUAUUUUUCCUAUUUUAUUAAUUUGAGUUUUGAUCUUUACA